Molecule: messenger RNA, 234 nt
Organism: Exophiala oligosperma
Lineage: Eukaryota; Fungi; Ascomycota; Eurotiomycetes; Chaetothyriales; Herpotrichiellaceae
Exons: 1
Coding region: 1-234 (77 amino acids)
Molecular function (GO): acyltransferase activity
Source: RefSeq, a predicted model, not a curated record
AUGGCGGACCUUACUCCCGUCAUCAUCGGUGUUGGAGAGAUUGUCAAUAGGUCUCUCCAGCUUUCAGAUGGAGUUGAGCCAGCCAUAUUGAUGAUCCAGGCAAUCAAGAAUGCUCUCAUGGAUACUGGCCUUAACCCUCCCAUACAAGCCAAGCUUAAGGCGACCAUCAAUAGUAUCGAUGUUGUAAGAUCCUGGACCUGGCCGUACGACAACCUCCCCGGACUUCUGGCCUAA